CCGAACAUAAACCGCAAGUGCGAUAUUGUUUUUAAAACAGGCCCUCUAAUUUCAAUUUUCCCCUCUUCCCUCAGAUCUCUUGUUUUUUGUUUAUCUCCCCUCUACGCUGUUUCGGGCAUUGUGUAGGCGUAACGGGUUCUGCUCCCAUGGCGACUUCCUGCAUCGAUGAUUUUGUUCAUGUGGAUGUAGUUGGAGCGCUGGCCGAUUCCAAUAUUCAGUCUCAAGGUUCGGAGGAGAGCGUUGUGGCGGAUAACGCGGCCAAUGAUGCUGUUAGUGGAGAGGGUGAGCCCCCAGGCUAUGUCAGGAAGGUACUGCCUGAUAAGCUGAUGAAGAGCGUUGUGAUGCUCAAUUGCGAGUCGUACGCAGAAGGCGGCAUUUGCGAUGUGUAUCUGCUCGGAACAGCUCACGUGUCAGCGGAAUCUUGCCAACAAGUCCAAGCCGUGAUCAAUUUCUUAAAGCCACAGGCUGUCUUUUUGGAGUUAUGUUCAAGUCGUGUUGCAUUACUAACACCUCGAAAUUUAAAGAUACCAACAAUGGGAGAAAUGGUGGAUAUGUGGAAGAACCAAUAUAAUUUGUUUGCAAUACUAUAUAGCUGGUUUCUUGCAAAGGUUGCCAGUAAGCUUGAUGCUUUACCCGGGGACGAGUUUCGUGUUGCAUAUGAAGAAGCAAUGAAGUAUGGUGGCAAGGUGAUUCUUGGAGACCGCCCUGUUGAGGUGACAUUGAGAAGGACUUGGGCAAAAAUGCCCCUAUGGCACAAGACAAAAUUAGUUUAUUCGUUGAUGUUUCAAGCCUUAUUUCUACCAAGCCCCGACGACAUCAAUAGAAUGUUGAAAGAAAUGGAUGAUGUUGAUAUGCUGACUCUUGUUAUUCAAGAAAUAAGCAAACAAUUCCCAACUCUAAUGGAGACACUAGUACAUGAGCGGGAUCAGUAUAUGUCGUCAAGACUACAUGCGGUUGCUUGUCAACAUAAUUCUGUUUUGGCUGUUGUUGGAAAGGGACACCUCAUCGGAAUGCAGAAACACUGGCAGAAACCCAUUAAGCUGAAGGAAUUGCUUAGCAGCUUGCCUGCGAAUAAACCCACAUGGCAUGUGAAGAAAAUUUUGACAGCUCUUGGAAUUGCAGUUGCAGGAGCAGCCCUUUCAUCACGUCUGUAUUUCUCAACUAAGAAUUCCUUCCGUCUUCUUGGCUGGUAUUAUUUUGAUGAGUAGCAAAGCUAUGGAGUAUGCCUCAAGUAAAGAAACUAUCUACCCAUUAGGAAUAUCACUAGCGAGCUACUGGCCGAUUUGAGGUCUACUUGUGAGUUGUGAACCAAAGUAGCUGUGUAGAGUUCUAUAGAAUUCUACUACAACCUUAUUACUUAUGAGAAUCUAUUAAAAUUUUGUUGAUAUGAAAUUCUAUUAAAAUCUAUAAAACCUAUCAUCCUAGAAUCUUAUGCUACAUUAAUACAUGAUGCUCCAUUGCUCGACGACACAUUUCACCAAAACUCUUCAUACAAGCUAGGGUAAUUCUUUAAGCACUUUCU
Cuscuta europaea is the source of this 1522-nucleotide messenger RNA. The record is from the annotation of a GenBank genome assembly. Lineage: Eukaryota; Viridiplantae; Streptophyta; Magnoliopsida; Solanales; Convolvulaceae.